Molecule: messenger RNA, 1549 nt
Organism: Scylla paramamosain (green mud crab)
Lineage: Eukaryota; Metazoa; Arthropoda; Malacostraca; Decapoda; Portunidae
Exons: 8
Coding region: 1-1056 (351 amino acids)
Source: RefSeq, a predicted model, not a curated record
AUGUCGUGGCAAUGCAGGGUGUCGUAUCAGUGCAUGGUACACAGUCGCCUUGCUUUGUCCUUCACUAACUGCUAUCUGGCCCGGUUUGGGUGGCCUACGUACCCUUGUGGCCCCACGGAGCCCUUGUCUGCCUGUAUGGCCCAGCUGGACUCUCCCGCCGUCGCCGUGUUCUCGUCAAUGCUCGCCUCCACCCUGGACAUGUGUCGCUUCUUGGAGGCUCAGUCUCAGGGCAAGGCGACCGCCCACUCCCUGCUCAAGGAGUCGGCGGAGGAGCAGCGCAACCUGGUGGGGAGAGUGUUGAGCAAGGUGGAACAGCUGCAUCGCCUCGUUACAGGAGAGUUCUCAAACAUCAACGCAGUGGCGUUCUACGUGGUGGGAGUAGUGGUGAUCAUAAUGGUGACUUGCGGGCCGCGGUGUGGGAACGCUCGCCUGCCCGUCCUCCUGCUCCUCUGCACCACUUUCGUCCUGGAGAGGUUCGUGGCCUUGCUCGUGCUGACCUUCCUCGACACAGCCUCUCCUCAGGACACCAUCGAGGCUGCAGAGCACGUGUUGAGGCAUCUGAUGGUCAUCGCCGGGCUGUUUAUGGUGGUCGCCUCGGUACACUCCAUCAGGGAACCCGUGGCGCCGGCAGCGGUAACAAUGGAGGAGCUGCUGGCGGGGGCGAGAGAACUCCUAGGCGGGAGUGAGGAGGCAGUGGUGGACUCCCUGCAUGAGAGCUUCGAGGACAGUGACAGCUCCGACGACACCUAUGAUCCCAACGAAGAUCCCAACCCGCAGGACCGUCUGGCGCUGCUCAACUGGCACCCCGAGGAGAGGAUACAAUACACUCUCCGUGCACGCUUGCCCGUCACACCCAAUCCUAUUCUAGCCAUCGAAUCCCCAAGGGUGUUCAGUCUCUUGUUCAAACGCCAGGGGAAUGCCACACCCCGCAGACAGGUCGCUGUGUGGGACUCGCUCAACCUGUGGCAGGAACAGACGUACCACCAAGAGGAGGAGGAGGAGGAGGAAGAGGAAGAGGACGAGGAGGAAGAGGAGGAGGAGAGAAUUCGAGGGUGAUAGAAUGGGGGGUGGUAAUAAUGCCAUGUGGGAUGUGAUGGUAGAGAGAGAGAGAGAGAGAGAGAGAGAGAGAGAGAGAGAGAGAGAGAGAGAGAGAGAGAGAGAGAGAGGAAAAAAAAAGAAAAACGAAAAAAGUGUUAUUUAUUUAUUAUUAUUUAUUAUAAGUUUUGUAUUGUCGUGAUGUGAUGUCUGUGCUAUUUCCAUUUUUUGUAUUCUUUUCUUUUCCUUUUGUAAUUUUGGUUGAUGCUUUGCUCUCAUUCAUUUAUUUAUAUAUUUCGUAGUGUACAAAUCACAACUCAUAUUUAUACAUUUUUUUUUCGUUCCUUACCAUUAUAAUGUUUCUAAAGUGUUGAUUGUCUGAACAAUGGUAUGAAUGACGGCUAUACCUUUUAUCUAUUUAUUUAAAUUUUGUUUUUGUUUUAGUUCACUUCAAAUGUACUCGUGCAAAACAGAUUACAUAGCUUCUGUUACUCGGAAUGAAAAGUUAUAUGCA